AUGACACAAGAUGACGAGCCUGAUUCAUCUUUGAAGCACCACAUUUUGUGUAGCUUCUUUGAAAUUGUGAUGCCAAAUCGAGGCAUUUGUCUGAGGCUGGCCCUCUAAGCAUGUUGAUAUUAAUUUGUAAAAAGAAAGAUACCUGCUACAUUUCCCCUGCACAGUCAAGUGACUUGGUCCAAACUUUAAGCUUCAUCUAUUCCAGAAAAUGUGAGACAAGAAAAUUUAAUUAUUUUAAGUGCUGGUUGGCUGUAUGAUUUUGCCAUCAGACUAUGGAACUAGGAACACUCAAAAUUCCUGGACCUAAAAGGGGUAACAUUUUUUGCAAGAAUAUACCCAGCAGAAAUGUGGAGCUCAAAGACCAUUAUUUUUUUGUAUUUUAGCUGUGGAACCCUUUGAUAGCUCAAACCUUUUGUCAGGGCAAUGGUUACUCCUCAACAAGUAGAUAAGAUCCAUCGAGCAAUACGUUUUGCUUGUUCUUGCUAUCCUUCCAUUCAGUUUUAGUUGGAACUUCUACGUAUUUCACCUUGGCAUAGCCAUGAACACCAUUUUUUUUAGUUCACUUGUAAAUCAACAGCUAGGCCGCUGAGCGUGCGUGGAAACGAGGUUGAUUGAUGGUCCAUUGCCCAUGUAACCUCACUUCCAAGUCAAUAUACCAUUGAAUCAAUGGUAUAUUUGCUUGCACCUUCCAAAUUUGGUCAACUCCCGUUGGUAAUGAAGAAUUAGCCAGGGCCUUUUAACCACUCAGAAACAGUGAAAUAUUUUGAAUAAGCAAUAAAGCACAUUAACUGCUGAACCAUCCUCGUGGUUAAUUUUGUGGUCAACAUUUUUUCUUGUACAGAAUUAUCCUCAAAUUGUGGCUGCCAGUGCACUCAACCUUGGUAAGAGAGCCAUGUUGUAAGAGUUACCAGCAAAUCCUUUUCCAAAAUUAAACUACAAUGGAACCUUGAUAUUAUGAACCUCUGUGUGCUGAGUCCUCAGUAUAACAAACGAUUUUUGCUACCCCAGUAAUAGUAAAAUGUAUGGAAAAGAACCUCAACGAAACCUCGUUAAAGUAAACACAUUUUUGCCAGUCCCUUGGCCCUUCGUUUUAUCGAGGUUCCACUGUAAUAUAUUCUGUAUGAUCAGAAUAAAUAAAACUAUUUACAGACCAUACAACUAGUGAGUGGUAGAAUGAUGAAACCUAUAGACUAGAGUCUCUGAAUGACAGGUUCUUGAAGAGAGUUUCAAAUUACUGAACUACCACAUACAAAGAAACUUUAUUGAAAGAAUACUUGGAAAAACCUUAAUAUAGUUGUCUUUUGUUAUGUCUUUGUUCUUUUUCAGGUUUGGUUUUUUGGUUCCAUCUCUUCCAGAAUGGUAAGUUGAUAUUCUCAUAAAUCUUCGCUUUUUGGAUGAAAUCUGACUAGUAAUGUGGUAUUUUUGCCAACAACAAAAUGAUGAUAACAGAUUUAUGAAAUGACUAAUGCUGAAAUGCCGGUAUGGCUGAUAUUGGUAUUGUUGUUAGUGAUAUAUAUUUGGGUCUUCUGUGCUCAAGCAGUGCCUUGUGGCCCUUCAGGCACCUUACUCUUGCUCUUUGGUGACUAGAAAAUCUUAGUUUUUUCAUGGAGGUCAUGUCCAGGGCACCCUGGAUUUCACAGGUUUAGAGCACAGGGGUUUCAUUGAGUUUUCUUAGAGCUCAGCCUUGGUCUUGACUAGGAUGUAGACCUUCAAAAUUCUUUUCUUCAUCCUUGUUACAUAAUUGUUUAAAUAAAACAACAAAGAAAAAAGUAACGAAAAAUUAUGAAGCACUAUGUUAUUGACAAAUGGUUAGAUUUUAGAUCAGCACUGCUGUUACCCCCUGUUUUAAAAUACCCUUCACAUGUCCACUUUGUUUUCAACCCUUACUAGCAAGUCAGUUGAAUGCAUUUUUUUUUUGAACCUAUAGUUUAGUUUCUUUAAUAACUCACUGUAAUGAAGUAUGAAAUUAACUAAGUCAACAAUGCAAACCAAAGGUCAAGUCAUAAGUGAUGAAGAGUGACAAAAACUUUUCUGACAGUGAGUGUAACAAGUUGCACUUUGAACACAUUCCUCAAUUUCUGACAUGACUUGCCAGCUACAAGUCAAGACAAAUCUUUCUAUUUUGUGGAGGCAAUUUUCUAAGUUAUUAUUUCACUGUUUCAGGAGGUUUUAUCUCUCCAAGAUGGUUUCCACCAAGCUUUCAGGGGAUGAUGGUAAAUAAGAACAUAAUAUUAUUUUCUUCCCAGCAGUUGAGUUAUGAAGUUCCAAAUUUUUUGUAAUUCUUUUACCCUUAUUGUGUUGGUCCUGAGGAGGAUGCAACCUAACCUAGUAGUAAGAAACUUGAUUAUGGCAGUCUGGGUCAGGUUCCAAAAUUUGGAAAUACAGAAGCAUGUCAUAGGCCGUAGACUUGCUCCCAGAGCCUGUUGUUUCUCACGGUCAUGUAAUCUUGAAAACAAGUGCUUUCAAAAAUUUAUUACACUUGUAAAAAUGUGGCUCUGUCAAACAAACCUCCCUAGUAGAUGCUUUGUGGUUUUUUCAAAUUUUAACUGGGACUAGUAGGUGAAACUCUGUCAACAUGUCUAGAAAGAAUGCCUUAAAAUCUGUUAAGUUUCUAAUUUUGAAAGGGAUUUGUGAAGAUAAAGUUUGCAAAGUCAUGGAAUUUAACAGGUUUGUAUGGUGGGGACAAGUUUGUACCCUUCCCCCCACACCAUAAAAACAUCUGUAUUUGGACAAAUCAUUUUUUAACUUGAUAAGUUACCUUAUUUUACGACACUCUUUCCAGCACUGUUGAUGGAUAUUCACUUGACGGAUAUUAACUGCUAUUAUUUUAUUAAAAGUUGAAAAAAAAAUGGAAGCGUAUGUGAAACUUUUACUUAAAAGCUUGCUGAAUUGUACAGACUUCUCCACUUUAUUGACAUUUAUCUGCCGCCUCACUUCCAAUGUUAAACGCUCUGAAAACAUGCCUACUUAUGCCCAAUUAAUGCUAGUACUGUAGGUCUAAGCUCCUUCUGAAGAAAUCUUAGUAAUGAGAGUAGGUAAAGUCACCAGUGAUGAAAAACUUCUGACACCUCUUGUAUGAGUGUGGCAUGAGUUGCACAUUGAACGCAUUUUUAGUAUUCUGAAGUGACUUGCCAGCUACACAUCAAUGCAAAUGUUCUGUUUCGGGGAAGCAGUGCUCUUAGUAAUUUAUCGUGGUAUCAUUUUAGGUGGUUGCACCAAGAAGUUUUCCACUGAGGUUUAACAGAACAGGGGUGAGUACAAGAGAGUUUGUUCAGAGUAGUUAAGUUUGAAAUUCCAUGGUUCUGCAAUUCUUUCACUUCUUUAGGAAGUUUUCACUGUCAGGCCACUAAAAAUAAUCUAAACCAUUCCAUGCAUAAAGACGGAAUUUAAGGAAUAAAAAAAUAUAUUAAUGCAAAGAGCCUCGCUGAUAUUAAGGUCAGGGUGAGCUUGGCUAGUCACCAGUGAUGAAAAUAUCUGACACCUCUUGUAUGAGUGUGGCAGCAGUUGCACAUUGAACGCAUCCUUGAUAUUCUGAUGUGAUUUGCCAAUACAAAUGCCUUCAUAUAUUGCUGUUGUAAGGAAGCAAUUUCUUAUGUUGCCUUUUGUUGUCUUCGUUUCAGGUUGUACUUCAAGAUAGUUUCCAGGGAGAUGUAAUUACAAUGGUUAGUUCCAUUUAUCAGUAGAUUGUGCCUUCUUGCAAUGAGUCUUUUUAAGAAAGCUUUUAAUUUGUAAUUUUAUAUUCUUAUUACUAUUAUUGUUUCUGCCAUCUGGCCUUAGAAACUGUAUGAACAUCGACUCUUUUGAAGUACAGUUGAAGACUUGUCUUUUUAAGAAAGCUUUUAAUUUGUAAUUUUAUAUUCUUAUUACUAUUAUUAUUUCUGUCCAUUUACUGUAUAUAUAUAUAUAUAUAUAUUUAUUUAUUUUCUUGUACAUAUUGUAAAGUGCUUUAGAAUAUUUUAAUAGUUAAAGCGCUAUAUUAAAUGUAAUAAAUUAUUAUUAUUAUUAUUAGUUUGGAGGUGAUUGAAAAGAGCAAGGAGCAGGCCACUUAAGUGUAUCUAUAAAUAUACGAUGUAUACAUUAAUUAAAACUAUAAAAGAAUUCUCAAAUCCGAUUGGCUAUCAACCGUCCUGAUUUCAGCACUAAUAGGACAAGGUAAUAAAGAGGUGACUGUUGAAAAAAGGUUUCAGCAAGAGUCAAUGUGUGGAUUAUUUGUCUGUCUGAACAAAUAAAGUUGGCUGUUGUAGAGAGGUUGCUAUUAGUGAAGGCUCACUGUAGCACUUGAUCUUAAUUUGUAAAUGUGGAGAGAUAAUGAUGAGAAAUUUAUCAGUUAUCCCUGUCAUAGCUAUGAUGCUGAGAUGACACGUCAGGCUGAUUCUCUCCAGUAAGGCCAAGCUUAAAUUGUGGCUUAAAACUGAAUUGCUUUGUCCACUGAUCACUGAUAUAAUUAUUAUCUCUUACAGUAACUGGUUUAAACUCCAGUGUCAUCAUUUCUCUGGAGAUUCUCCGAAGAAGCAUAAGGUUAGUCAAUUUUUUUUAACUAUCGUGGUACCGGCAGCUUUGUUAAUAAGCUAGACAAUGAUCAACUGAUGUGGUGUGAUGAGUGAAAUCUUUUUUCCCCAUCUUAUCGACAAUGACGAUAAACCCUCUGUCACUAUGUGACCAAGCCAAACCUCUCUGACUUCAUCAGUUUGUUUUGUACUGCUAAUUUGAUGACCACUGUGAUCUUCCUGGAUAAAUUUUAAAUUUGUUCUUGUGUAUUUCAAAGCUCUGCAGGUUCACUGUGGAAGAUGCUGACUGUAGCCAAGGCGUACAGUGUAGUUUGGUAAGAUUCUUGAUGUAGAUAUAACAUGGUGAUUUUGCACUGUAGUUUUGACCAGGCUGUAAAAUAUAAGGAAAAACUGGAACUGUAAAACCGAUAGGUGGGAAUCAAAUGUGUGUCCAAGGUGAAAGAUUUUAUCACCUUUGAGUGUAUAUGAUACAAAUUUUUUUAAUUUUCUUUUCUUAGUCUACUGAUAAGUUUCAUUAACAAUUCAGAAUUUUUAAAACAUGUCUCCCAAAAACUUUCUUGAAUUUGGGCCAUUCAGAAACUGCUUUUCCCCUUCAGAACUGUCUCCCAGACUGAGAAGGUGUAAAGGAUCAAAGGCUGAUGACAUCAUAUAAUGCCAGUUGAUUUGCUCAGCCUUCACUUCUGAUUCUGCUGCCAUUUUGUAAAUCAUUUUACAUUCUUGCAAAUCAUUCUACAUCAUACUUGUCAAUUCGGCCAGUGAUAGGGCAGACAGUUGUGAAGGCAAAUUUGGUUGUUUUGAAGAGAAAAAAAAUGGUAUUAAAAGAUUUUGACAAGGUCAAUUUUGGAUACAUAUUUUACACAUAUUUUUAAGGAUAAUAAACCAUCCAGGAAAAAAUUGUGUCAUAUACACUUAACACCUCACACCCCACCUAUCCUCUAUCUUCUAUCUCAGUCAGUCACAGUGGUCUUCACAUCCUCCCAUGAUUGCCAUCCUGCUUCUGCCCUUUCCUUUUUAACUGUUUGCCUUCAAGUGGUUUUUGGUCAUUCUCUUCUUUUUCCUUCUGGUGCCCAAGUCAUUGCUACAUUGCUGUUGCUGUUUUGGUCCUGUCUUUGUCCAAUCGUCUUCCAUCUAUGCUGCUUAACCCCUUCACUCUUAGGUUUUAUGUCUGUUUUUCAGGGGUCACUGGGCUAAACUACCACACAGCCAGUUUAACUUCUCUUAUCACAAUUGUAUUUUAAGGGAACAGACCACAAAUAAUAGGCCAUUUUACAGUUAUGGAUGGAAGCGAGGCUGACGUUGACCUUGUUUUGAUACAAACCUUCCUGCUUUAUUAUGUAAAUCAAGUUAUUCUUAUGCUAGCUAGUAUUUUUCAAGGACAAUUUCCAUAACAAAGCAAAGGAGGUUUGCAUCAAAACAAGGUCACUGUCAGCCUCACAUUUACUCGAAGGCUAGGGUACUAAGUCCACAACUGUAAAAUGGUCUAUUGUUGUUGUGUGUAAAAUUAUCUAAAAGCAGUAACGGUUCAUCAGUAGGAUGAGCAAUUCCACCCUUGGUUUUGGCUCCAUUGAAUUUAUAAAGUGUAUAUAUUUUAGUAUAUUAGCUGUGUUACAACGCUGAGCCCUGAAAUGUUUCCAUUGGGAUAAAGUUAUCGACUUUUUGAAAUGUUUUGAUUAAUGUCUGGUCUCUUCCUCUGAUCGCAUUGCACAAAGACAAGGGGCAGUGUCGUGCAAUUUGAAAGAAACAAGUGGAAGCAUUUUUUGGAUAGGAAAAAAAAGGAAAAUUAUUAGUUUUCUAACCAGUGUGAUGAUUAUUAGCCAAAUUCGCAGUUUCCAACAGAAAGAUGAUUGUAUCUUGCUGAUGGCUUAAUUCCUUGGAUGUCUGACUGGCUGUUGUUUUCAACUCCCAAUAGUUUAAUCGCGACUCUCUUUCUUAUCCUUACAAAGGUGUGUCUUGUUUUUGCCAGGUUUAUUUUACGCAUAUUCAUAGACCGGUGAAGGUAUGCAGAACUCCAGUUGAGGUCAAUGUAAGUAAGUCUGUUUUAAAAUGUAAAGGACUGUGUAAAGACCAGUGUGAUGAAUAUCAGCCAUAUUCGCAGUUUCCACCAGAAAGAUAAUUGCAUCUUGCUGAUGGCUUAAUUCCUUGGAUGUCUGACUGGUUCUACUCUUAAAACAACAGCAGUUAGUAAGUUAACUGUGUUUCCUCAAAACCCCUUUGUUUCUUUUCUAGGUUUCUUCUUGACCAGUUGACAAGCAAUGUUGUAGAAAUGGAGAGAGCUCACCAAAGU
Messenger RNA from Porites lobata, 6792 nucleotides. NCBI's taxonomy places the organism in Eukaryota, Metazoa, Cnidaria, Anthozoa, Scleractinia, Poritidae. The record is from the annotation of a GenBank genome assembly.